GUGUGUGUACAGAUGAAGUGGGUAACAGGUGUGUGUGAUGGUGGUCUCUUCACAGAGAGCUACUGUAACAUCUGCAACGCUCAACUCAUCUCAGAGUCUCAACGCGUGGCACACUACGAGAGUAAGAAACAUGCCAACAAGGUCCGUCUCUUCUACAUGCUUCACCCUGAGGAUGGAGGACCUCCCUCCAAGAGACUGAGACCUGACAACGCUGAUAGUGAGGAGAGAGCUGUGGAUGGUAACAAGUGUUGUAGUCUGUGUAACAUGUUCUUUACCUCAGCCAUAGUGGCCCAGUCCCACUACCAGGGAAAGACCCAUGCUAAGAGCGUAAAACUAGUGUUGGGCUCCUCACCGACUAUUUCUACUACCCCUACCACAGACUCCUCCCCCUGUCCAUCAGACACGCCCCCUCUGCCAAUGCCGCCUCCCCCAGCCCCUCCCAUUACCUGGCUAGUGACCAAUGGCAACACAGCGUGUAGGUCGUGCUUCCUGUGUGGGGCAUGGUUCAACAACCCAGCGAUGGCCCAGCAGCACUACGAGGGGAAGAAGCACCGCCGGAACGCAGCCAGGAGACAACUACUGGAUCAACUAGCUGAUAACCUGGACAGCAACCAGAACACAGGUUAGAGGUCAGGGGUUAAAGUUCAGGGGUCAGGAAUGCAGCCAGGGCACGACUUCUGGAACAACUGACAGAUAAUUGGAUAUGAAGCAGAACACAUGUUAUAGGUCAGCUGUUAGAGGUCAGAGGUUUGGGAGUUUAGAGGUCAAACUAGGGUCAAAGGUUAUGGCAGGUGUAGCUAGGCGUAGGGUCUAAGAUUAUAUAAGGUAUGAUUACAGGACCGGUGUUAUGGUGGCUUUAGUGGGCGUGGCCCACCCUACCAUACCCUGCCGUACCUCCUUGACCAUCCAAAUAAAAUAUUUAAAUAUAGAUGAUUUAUUUGACCUAGAUGCACGCCGACAGAGACAAAUACAUCUCAGAUAAAGCAUCGGCGUGAAACAGCGACUGAUAUUAUAUAAGAACGGUUAAUAGUAGGUUAACACCAUCUGCUUUAAUUCACUCCGGAAACAGUCAUUCAAGAAGAUCUAAACGCAUAUUCCCAUGAAACUGAUUGACAUCAAAUGAUUGACGUGCAGUUUGGACAUUUCACCUGUAAAACGUGAAGAAUUAUCAUUAAAGCAGAUGGUGUUAACUAACUAUUAGCCAUUCUUAUAUGAUAUUAAGCUGUUUCCUGAGUGAAUUAAAGCAGAUGGUGACUGAUCAACAAGUAGCCUAUCUGAACACUGAGUUGACAUCAUAUUUGCUUAGCAACAACAUAAGCUCAAGAAACUUGUCAUGAUUGACGGCCAUGUUUUCCAAGUUACCGUAAUUUCCGGACUAUUAAGCGCACCUGAAUAUAAGCCGCACCCACUGAAUUGAAUUUUUUAUUUUUAACAUAAAUAAGCCGCACAUGUCUAUA
Salmo salar (Atlantic salmon) is the source of this 1457-nucleotide messenger RNA. Its product is annotated as zinc finger matrin-type protein 4-like. Gene Ontology annotation, molecular function: nucleic acid binding; zinc ion binding. The record is from RefSeq and is a predicted model, not a curated record. Lineage: Eukaryota; Metazoa; Chordata; Actinopteri; Salmoniformes; Salmonidae.